UAUAGACAUAUCACCAUCCCUCCCUCUCUCUCUCUCUCUCUCUCUCUCACUAUCUCUCUCUGUGGGUGUGUGUUACUGCUAAUGUUCAAUGCUGAUUAGCCCCGUAGUUGUUGUUCAUGCCUCCGCUUAAUUCUCCAUUGAACAACACAGAUUUUUCACAAAAUAAAAACCAAAAAUACUAAUUCUCACAAGUGGAUAAGACCUUCUAAUCCACUCCAAAUUUCCAGGAAUUUCCUCGCCAGCCUAAUCUUCCUUUAGAUAAGAGAGGAAUUUGUCACUGAAUCAAAAUUUCAGCCUUGACCUCUCAAAAGAUCACACUUUUAGAGUCAUAGCGAGACACACAGAACAGAGUCAGCUUAUCCAAUAUAGUCUUUUUCUGCUCAACCAGCUCUUGAAGCACACAAAAUCUCAAGCUAGCUAAAGCCAUUUUGUUCUGUUCUUGCAUUGUUCAUAUGGGGAACAAUCACUUGAGAGAGAUAGAAGGAAAACAAGCCCAUGAUCCUUUAUUAUUAGAGAAGACUAAUUCUGAUUCCAACAAGUUAUGGUCUUCACCAUUCGAGUAUCGUGCAGAGCCAGUGAUCAUUGGUGCAGGGCCUUCAGGUUUGGCUGUAGCGGCUUCUCUCAAAAAAAAGGGCGUUCCUAGUGUUGUUCUUGAGAGAUCCGAUUGCAUAGCCUCGUUGUGGCAGCGCAAGACCUAUGAUCGCCUUCGAGUUCAUUUACCAAAGCAAUUUUGUGAGCUUCCUUUCAUGGGGUUUCCUAAUGAUUUCCCUACUUACCCUACUAAGGAACAAUUUAUAGAGUACCUAGAAGAUUAUGCCAACGAGUUUGAUAUCAAGCCACGAUUCAAUGAGAAAGUGGCACAAGCGGAGUAUGACUGUACUCUUGGUCUUUGGCGUGUAAAGAGUGAGGGAUUAAAUGGUGAGAUGACAGAGAUUGUGUGUCGCUGGUUAGUCGCAGCCACCGGAGAAAAUGCAGAGCCAGUGACGCCUAAGAUUGAAGGAGAAGACGAAUUUGGAGGGUCUAUAAAGCAUACUAGUUUGUACAAGUGUGGGGAAGAGUUUAGAAGUCAAAAAGUUUUGGUUGUGGGUUGUGGGAAUUCAGGCAUGGAGGUUUGUUUGGAUCUUUGCAACCAUGAUGCUAAGCCUUCUAUUGUGGUCAGAGACUCGGUGCACAUCCUACCACGAGAGAUGCUGGGAAAAUCGACUUUCGGGCUGUCCAUGUGGUUGCUCAAGUGGCUGCCCAUGCGCCUUGUCGAUCGGCUACUGCUGAUUGUAUCAUGGCUCAUUCUUGGUGACACUUCUCGAUUCGGAUUGGACCGGCCGAGCUUGGGUCCCCUCGAACUCAAAAACUUGUCCGGAAAGACCCCAGUCUUAGAUGUCGGAACGCUUGCCAAAAUCAAAAGUGGUGACAUUAAGGUGCUUCCAAGCAUUAAGCGGUUAAAACGUCACGCUGUGGAAUUUGUUGAUGGAAAAAUGGAGAACUUUGAGGCCAUUAUUUUAGCAACCGGUUACAGAAGCAAUGUACCCUCUUGGCUAAAGGAGGGACAAAUGUUUUCAGAGAAAGAUGGGUUGCCUCGAAGGCCAUUUCCAAAUGGUUGGAAAGGCGAGUGUGGGCUCUACGCAGUGGGGUUUACAAAACGUGGAAUUCUUGGUGCGUCAGAGGAUGCGAAAAGAAUAGCUGAGGACAUCGAACGGUAUUGGAAAGGGAAGCAAAACAUAAAUCUACAACCUUAGCUAGCUCACUUUUGUCGAGUUUGAGAUAUAGAAAAUCGGUCGAGAGAGAGUAAAACAUUCAUGCAUGAUUGGUGGCAUCAUAUGUAUACCCACCUUUGCUCGAUCCGUUUACUUUUGCCUCAAUCAUCAUCAUGAUUUGGCCGAGUUAGACACUUAGGCAUUAGUUGGAGCUAGGAAGUAAAAAAAUAGUGAAUGACCAUCAAAUUUUUUCAUCUACAUUUUCACUUUCUUCAAUCAUCAAUUUCUAAUGCAAGUGUGAACGAGUGCAAAGUUAGUACCAAAAUUGGAGGGUUUUGAUGGUUUGGUACUGAUGCCGGUUCUCCUCCAAUUGAGGGUGAAAAAAAAAGGGUGGGGAAAGAAUUGAAUCGGAACUCUUUUGCUUCACAAAAUGACACAAGCCAGGCAGGCCAUGGGAAAGGAGGAUUUCAGAGUGAAGAAAAAAAGAUAGACCUCAUAAGCUAUUUGUACAUGUUGUACAUUACCGGUUUUCUCUAAUUAGUAGUGUUAGGUAUGACAUUUUCCAGAGAAAAAAAGAAAAAAGAUAGAAGAGUGUGGGGGGGGGGGGGGGUGGGAAAGUGUUAUAGAGAGCCAUGUUUGAUAAUUGUUUGUCUAGUGAUAUAAUUAUGUUUUAACCUCUAUUUAGUAUUUUCCCGUAGGGCUUCGAUGAGAGUAUUAACGUUUUGAUGUUUUCCUCUGGUGUAGCAUUGUAUGGAAUUCAAUUCAACAUUGAGUUUUUGGGUGUAUCCGAGACAACUUGAAGAGAAAAAUGACUUAUAAUGAAAAUCCCUUCUUUUUUUA
Quercus robur (English oak) is the source of this 2531-nucleotide messenger RNA. RefSeq names its product indole-3-pyruvate monooxygenase YUCCA6-like. Bases 453 to 1733 code for a protein of 426 amino acids. The record is from RefSeq and is a predicted model, not a curated record. The transcript is spliced from 4 exons. NCBI's taxonomy places the organism in Eukaryota, Viridiplantae, Streptophyta, Magnoliopsida, Fagales, Fagaceae. Gene Ontology annotation, biological process: auxin biosynthetic process. Gene Ontology annotation, molecular function: NADP binding; flavin adenine dinucleotide binding; N,N-dimethylaniline monooxygenase activity.